Messenger RNA from Biomphalaria glabrata, 4107 nucleotides. RefSeq lists its product as uncharacterized. The record is from RefSeq and is a predicted model, not a curated record. The coding region runs from base 171 to 3986 and encodes 1271 amino acids. The transcript is spliced from 25 exons. Gene Ontology annotation, cellular component: extracellular region. Gene Ontology annotation, molecular function: chitin binding. NCBI's taxonomy places the organism in Eukaryota, Metazoa, Mollusca, Gastropoda, Planorbidae.
AAUGCUUUCUCCAUUGGCUAACAAAACUCGUUCAACGUUAAGCUUUGGCGCUUGCAGUUUCUGUACCUGUUGUUCACGUGUACUGUCAAAUAUUGAAGUUCAGUAUAGACAGUGCUUGAACACUCAGAUAGUGUUACAAUUUGAUGUUGUAGGAACACACUCUGGAAACAAUGAAGACAGUGUUACUUACUUUUGUUUUAACGAUGGCAUUUAAAGCAGCCGUCACCAUUGACAAGCGCUGUGAUGUCCCAGCUGAUGUUGUUUUCAUAAUGGACUCUUCAGACAGUAUCAAGGCUGAGGAGUGGGAGCAAGAGAAAAAGUUCGUGUCUGUUUUAAUAGACAGUCUCCAUGUGGACAGACACGCUAUACACGUUGGGGUCAUUGUUUAUAGCACGGAUAUCGGAUUAGUUAUAGAUUUACAACCAUUCAAGACUAAAGCAGAAUUAAAACGUAUGCUUGAAGAAGCUGCUCAUAUGGAACUUGGCACAAACACUGCCAAAGCCAUUGAGACAUUGAUUAAAAUGUCUUCUGAUCAAGGCAGGUAUGUUUUUGAUGCUAAACAAAUUGGUGUCAUCAUCACUGAUGGGAGAUCCUCUGAUGUCCAACAGACUAUCAGUCAAGCCCAACGUGCGAGGAAUGAGUUUAACAUUGACAUGAUUGCAUUAGGAGUUGGCAAUGAAACAUUUCUUGAAGAACUAGAAGCUAUAGCAGGUUCAGAGAAUCGUCUUUUUCAAGUUCAAAACUUCUCAGGUCUCCAUAACGUAGUGAAACAGCUGGAAGAUCUUAUUUGUGAAAUCAUACCUACGACCACAUCUACUAUUGAAACCAGUCCUACAACAACAACUACAAUGGAACCCACCACUAGUCCUUAUGUCUCACCAUUUCCAUGCUCCAAACCUGCAGACAUUGUUUUUCUAAUUGAUGGCUCCUACAGUGUUUCCCCAGCAGACUGGAUAAAAGGGAAACAAUUUAUUUCUUAUCUAAUCAACAGUAUAGACAUUGGUAUGGAGUCAGUACAUGUUGGUUUAGUUGUGUUUGGAACUGACAUUGGUGAUAUUGUACCCUUAUCACCAUUCAAAAAUAAAGCUGAAUUAAAAGCAUCAGCAUCAGCACUGGUUCAACCACCUAUUGCUAAAACUAACACAGCAUUGGGUAUAGAGACUGUAAAUAGUAUGCUAGCUUCACAAGGACGUCCUGAUGUCCCUCAUAUUUUGAUUGUAAUCACUGAUGGAAAGAGCUCAAAUCCUUCAGAAACAAAACGUCAGGCUCAUCUUGCUAAACAAAAGGGCAUUGUGAUAUUUGUUGUGGGUGUUGGCAAUCAAGUUGUUCAAGAGGAAAUGUUAGACAUGGCCACAUCAGCACAGUCAAUGUUUGAUGCUCCAGAUUAUAAAUAUCUCAUUGGCAUGGUGAAAGUGUUGAGAGACAACAUUUGUAUAGUAAUUCAAGAAAACACAACUCUGUCUACAAGUUUGUCCACUACAACAACAAGAGUUACUACUCAACCUACAAUUCCAGCAUUGUGUCAACAGUGUUUGGUUGAGGGUGGAGUCGGCUUCAACCCUUUACCAGAUGACUGUGAAAAAUAUGUUUUGUGUUUGCCAAAUGGUGCUUCAUACACACCAAGCAUCAAGUCAUGCCCAUUUGGAAUGUUUUGGAGUCAUGAGGCUGUCUCCUGUCUUGAUGCCAGAUAUGUGCAUUGCCCAGCUGAUAAGUGCAAGAAUUCACCUAACCUGAAAAGGUACCCUACAACAUCUGAUACUGCAAAUUGUAGAAGUUAUUUGAGCUGCGUGACUGGACGGUCCAGUCCUUUAUGCUGUGAAGCUGGUUACAGGUACAGGGAUGGGCCUGGAUGUAUCCCUGAUCCCUCUUGUCAGGAUCCUUGUCCUUUAGAUGUAACUAUAUACAACCAAGGUGCUUGCCAGUUUCGUCCUGACCAUCAAAGUUACUAUAGCUAUUUAGAGAUCCUACCAGGCCAAGGAAAUAUCAGAAGGAAUUGUAAACCUGGCCAGAUGUACAGCCAUAAACAUUGUGCCUGCACUUAUGAUGUCAGUCUGGUUGUACCACAAAUUGGAUGUUUACCAGCUGUCAAGUUAACAUUUAAUGGUACUUUUGAUGACAGUUCAAAGAAUCAUCAACAUAUUGAAGUCAAAGGAGUUGGCUUGUCCACUGUUGGUUCAGCUGUAUUUACUAAUAACAGCCUCAUAUCAUUGCCAAAUACAGCUAAUAAAGAGUUUGGAGAUAAACUUCUUAUUAGGCUAAAAUAUAGAGUCAUUAGGAAUGUACAACCUGGACAAACUUUUACAUCCAAUAAUUGGGGAUUCCAAGGCUGGUUAAAUAAAGAAAACAACACACACAAUUCUACAGAGAUUUUGAACAGUGAACUUUUGAGGAAUAUUUCAGACAAGAUUCACAUUUCUGGCUCAGAAAGCAAAGCCUUGGAAAAGAUGACAUUCAUCAAAAAUGGGUCAAUAGUACGAGAUCCAAGUUAUGUAUUUACAACAAAUGACACAUGGAGUAACAUGCAAUUAUCUGGCAAUAUUGUUCAGCUGGGAAAACUAGGAAACAUGAACUCUUCUGUCAUGGAGAAUGGGGUUUUAUACAUCUCUAAUGGAAAAGGAAAACUUUUGAUUCAAGAAGCUCAUAAAGGGUUGAAAAAUUCAAUACUUUCCAGAUGGACUGUUGUGUCAGUUAAUGUAGAUGGCAGCACAGGUAUGAUUGAAGAAACUGGUUUGGGCAGUGUACCAGCGGCUAUUCAAGAGAAGUUUGGAUUUGUACUGAUGCCACCAGUUCUACACAGAUGGGCUUUUCUUAAUCCUGAUGGCUUUGUUCUACAACAAGGCGAGGGAGUAAUUCCCCCUGAAGUCAUCAGUCGAUAUGAAGGGUUCAUUGAUGGUAGACUAAUACGAUUCAAUGAUCAAGGGGGUGUAAUUCUACAGUGGAACAUUUCUAAACCAGAUGGAUCUGAGCUUCAACAUGGAACUGGCAGUUUUCCAAGCAAUUUGAUUGAUACUUUUAAAUUAUCCUCUUUGCUGUCUCCUAAGCAAACAUCCGCUGUAUGGUCAAUUCUCUCUGCCAGUGGAGAUGUGCUGGACUCAGGAAAAGGGGAAACAAUUCCUGCUGACAAGGUACAACUUUAUGCUGGAAAUCCACUAGUUACUCUAUUCCAGUCUACCAGUAGAGAUGGACACUCUCCAAUAUGGCAUCUUUCUAGACCAGAUGGAGUCAAACUAAUUCAAGGUCAAGGAUCUGUGCCACAAGGCAUUGCUCAAUUUAUUAAAGGGGAGAUAAUGCUUCCGCAGAUGUCAUCAAUAAAUGGCUGGAAAGUGGAACUCCCUAAUGGUGAUGUCCAAUCUGGCACAGGUUCCAUUCCACAACAUAUACUUGAUAUUAUCAUGAAACACUACACUGAGUCCAAUAGUAUGUUACCUGACCAGCUGGUGCAAACAAGUGGACACCAAUCACUAGGUGACACACAGAAUUCUUUCCUCAGUCAAGGUUCCAAUCUGAAGCAACAAUGGGAGAUUACUCUGCCUAAUGGCAGUGUUCAACAUGGUAGUGGACCAUUGAGCUCUGAUAUACUGACUUUAUUGGCUCAACAAAACUUAGACCCAACACGCUUUCAAGGUAACAUUAGAACUAGAAGAGCUGCAAAGACAUUGGAAGUCAUGGAUGUACUGUCUAAUUGUGCUUCAUCCAUUCAGUUGUUAACAUCAGAUAAUGACAUCAUGUUGACAGUUAAGACAUCUAAAUACACCAAUGGUGUAAAUGUUACAUUGCCAAUUCAUGACGGCAUGAAUGAUGUGUGGUUAAAAUAUGAUGGCCAACAUCUAACUGGAAUCGUCAAUGGAUUUGUUAUGAAAAAACCUUUAUCAGGAACUAUUCUUAGUUCACCACAUCCAUUGACUAUUGGUCACUGUCCAGGUAGAGAAGGAAAUCAAUUUAUUGGAGAAAUAGAUCUGUUGGAGAUACAUCAUUGUUUGCCUUGAGUUAGAAAUGCUCAAUAAAAAAAAUAUAUAUUAGUUUGGUAUAUUUCCAAAAUAUACAUGCCAGUGCUAACCAUUUUUAACAACCUAAUGACUGACUAAUUAAAAUCAAUGUCUAUAACAA